Molecule: messenger RNA, 605 nt
Organism: Oryzias melastigma (Indian medaka)
Lineage: Eukaryota; Metazoa; Chordata; Actinopteri; Beloniformes; Adrianichthyidae
Product: nucleolysin TIAR
Biological process (GO): regulation of mRNA stability; nuclear-transcribed mRNA catabolic process, nonsense-mediated decay; cytoplasmic stress granule assembly
Cellular component (GO): cytoplasmic stress granule
Molecular function (GO): mRNA binding
Source: RefSeq, a predicted model, not a curated record
CACACUAGCAAUGAUCCCUACUGCUUUGUGGAGUUUUUCGAACACAGAGAUGCUGCAGCGGCUCUGGCAGCCAUGAACGGGAGGAAGAUACUGGGAAAGGAAGUCAAAGUAAACUGGGCCACCACCCCAAGUAGCCAGAAAAAAGACACUUCCAAUCACUUCCAUGUUUUUGUGGGUGAUUUGAACCCUGACAUUUCCACAGAAGAUGUUAAGGCUGCUUUCACACCAUUUGGGAAAAUCUCCUCCCCAAACUCCAUACAAGCAUUGACCAGGAAAAAUAAAGAAAUCUGUUAACAGGCCACGUAUGCCAUUUAAUUCCUUUUUUCUCUUCUAAUAUUCUCUAUAUAUUUCUAUCUGUAGGAAGAGCACCAACUGCAGAUUUUAAGAAUGCAUGGUAAUCCAUAUUCAUUCCUUUGUGAAUAUUAAUCAAUAGCUUACUGUUGUGAGAAUUGAGCCAAAGAUGGUGCUCUGCUGGUACACAUCCAGUAGUAUCAGAGUAUUCAGUACUCUAGGCUGCAUGUAUUUAUUUGUAUUUGUUUUUUGUUUUGUUUUUUUCAGUGUUUCUUUGAAGUUAUUUAUCAGUUCAGUGCUCUCAGUAAAAAAAA